This is a messenger RNA of Aspergillus japonicus CBS 114.51, 1510 nucleotides long. RefSeq names its product oxidoreductase, short-chain dehydrogenase/reductase family. Bases 304 to 1197 code for a protein of 297 amino acids. The record is from RefSeq and is a predicted model, not a curated record. The transcript has 7 exons. NCBI's taxonomy places the organism in Eukaryota, Fungi, Ascomycota, Eurotiomycetes, Eurotiales, Aspergillaceae. Gene Ontology annotation, molecular function: oxidoreductase activity.
CCCAUACCAUGUUGAAAACACUGCUCAUGCGCUGGAGACGCUGCAUGCUGUGAGUUCAUAUCAUACCGCCUGGGCCAGAAGCAAGAGCCGCCUCAAAGCAUCGCGCUUAUCGUACCAGACGCACUUCACUGCCCCGCGCACCUGGCCAGGCAGCUCGAGCACUAUGACGCACGCAUGACUGAAUGAUGUGGUAGUCUGGGCCUGCCAUAUAAAACCUGGUUUACACACUCGACUUUUCCCAGCCAGAUUGUCAAACCACUUUCCUCUGCAGAUCGCUCACGCACAGACCCUGUAAAUUGAAUCAUGUCGUCGCAAAUGGGCAAAGAUGGGACCUUCCAGCCCCCGCAGGCAAAACAGGCUCAGAGCAAGCCGGGUCUAGAGAAGGAGAUGGCACCAUCCAGCGAGUCCACCAAGCUGGAAGGCAGCGAGGGCUUCGUCGAAUACACGGGCUCCAACAAGCUCAAGGACAAGAAGGUCCUGAUCACGGGCGGAGACUCCGGAAUCGGUCGCUCGGUCGCUGCGCUGAUGGCCCGCGAAGGGGCUGACAUCACCAUCGUAUACUUGCCCGAGGAACAGGAGGAUGCGGAACACACCAAGCAAUUGGUCGAGAAGGAAGGGCGCAGUUGUCUCCUGGUGCCAGGUGAUUUGCGGAAGAAUGAAACGUGCAAGAAGGCCGUGGAGGAACAUGUGAACAAGUUCAAGCAUAUCAACGUUCUCGUGAACAACGCAUCGAAGCAAUACAUGUGCAAGGACCUGGCCGAGAUCGAUCUCGAUAAGGUCGAGGACACCUUCCGCACCAAUAUCCUGCAGAUGAUUGCCAUCACCAAAUACGCGCUCCCACAUAUGUCCAAGGGAGAUUCGAUUAUCAACAACACAUCCGUCACCACCUUCCGCGGCUCCGGCACGAUGGUCGAUUACGCAUCAACCAAGGGGGCGAUUGUGGGCUUUACCCGGUCCCUCGCCUUGCAGCUGAUGCCCAAGGGUAUCCGGGUAAACGCGGUCGCACCUGGUUCCGUGUAUACCCCCAUCCAGAUCGAUACCAGAGAUGCCGAGUCCAUGGAGGGAUGGGCCUCCGGCAAGCCGCUGGGUCGUCCGGGACAGCCCUCUGAGGUGGCAACGAGUUUCGUGUUCCUGGCUAGCAAGGACGCGUCUUUCUAUUCGGGACAAGUUCUGCAUUGUUACCCUCUCGGAGAGUAGUGGCAGACAUGAUUGGAUGAAUUGAAAUGUAUAUUCCGAAGAAACGACAAUAAUAUUGGGUAGUAAUUUAAUUUCACUCACAGAAUAGUGGCAAAGUCCUCAGCACUUACUGAGUUGGCUUAUCACCGAAUCAUGCGUGGUCCGUGGUGCCAAGUCGGGAGUGCUGCUGCGGGCACUUGUAUGUGUGGCGUGCCAUGUGCCAUGUGCCAGGGAGUGCGUGGGGCAGGUUGCAGUGCUUGUCAGCCUCAGUGUUUCAGACUAUUAGUUGAUCGGUUGAUACUCGUCACCUGCAGAGGAAGGUAUUCCAUACCAG